AAUCUUGGUUUUCUCGUUGCAGGAGGAGACAUCACUUAUUUCCAUUAGUGAACCAUUAGAGUAAGGUUAAUCUUUAGAUUUUAUUAGUUAUGGGAAGCAAAAUUUCAAAGGGUUCUAGUAGGAGGUCCCGAACAAGCAGGUCAAGUGAUACAGGUUCAUCGAGCCCUUACGGAUACCCCACACCUCAGCAUCCAAGUUAUGCACCAUCGCCAUUGAGUAAUUACGGAUGUCGAACACCCCGGCGUGUUCAUAAGACUAUAGAAAGGAAAUACUCAAGAAUAGCUGAUAACUACCAGACACUAGACCAGGUUACUGCUGCACUUGCACAAGCUGGUCUUGAGUCCUCUAAUCUUAUUGUUGGCAUUGAUUUUACAAAGAGCAACGAAUGGACAGGAGCGAGGUCCUUUAACCACCGAAGCUUGCAUCACAUCGGACAUGGUCAAAAUCCCUAUGAACAAGCUAUAUCGAUAAUUGGACAGAGUUUAUCUUCUUUUGAUGACGAUAACUUAAUUCCUUGUUAUGGAUUUGGAGACGCAUCAACGCAUGAUCAAGACGUCUUCAGUUUCUACCCGGAAGAGAGAUUCUGUGAAGGAUUCGAGGAAGUGCUCGCACGAUACCGAGAAAUCGUUCCUCAACUGCGACUUGCAGGACCAACAUCUUUUGCACCCAUUAUCGAAAUGGCGACGACUAUUGUCGAACAAAGUGGUGGUCAGUACCAUGUUUUGUUGAUAAUUGCAGACGGACAGGUGACCAGAAAUGUUGACACACAUCAUGGUCAGCUCAGCCCACAGGAGAAGAACACAAUUGAUGCAAUUGUAAAAGCAAGUGAGUUCCCGUUAUCGAUUGUCCUAGUCGGGGUUGGUGAUGGACCUUGGGACAUUAUGAGGGAGUUCGAUGAUAAUAUCCCUGCUUGUGCUUUCGAUAAUUUUCAGUUUGUGAACUUCACCGAGAUAAUGUCAAAGAUGAUGAAUCCAUCAAGAAAGCAAGCAGAAUUUGCAGUUUCAGCCUUGAUGGAAAUACCUUCACAAUAUAAAGCAACGAUUGAGCUUGGCUUAUUGGGAAGAAGGAAGGGAGAUACUCCAGAAAGAGUUCCUCUUCCACCUCCCAUUUAUGCCCCCACAAACUCUUAUUCUGGAUAUCAAACGGCAGUUACUCCAGCCACAGCUCCCUUUCACGACAAUCAGGUUUGCCCCAUUUGUCUUGGUAAUCCCAAGGAUAUGGCCUUUGGUUGUGGACAUCAGACUUGUUGUGACUGUGGAGAAGAUCUCCAGCGCUGCCCCAUAUGUCGUACAACUAUCCAAACUCGAGUCAGAUUGUAUUGAUCUGAUCCCC
This is a messenger RNA of Hibiscus syriacus, 1332 nucleotides long. RefSeq names its product E3 ubiquitin-protein ligase RGLG2-like. Bases 90 to 1322 code for a protein of 410 amino acids. NCBI's taxonomy places the organism in Eukaryota, Viridiplantae, Streptophyta, Magnoliopsida, Malvales, Malvaceae. The transcript is spliced from 11 exons. The record is from RefSeq and is a predicted model, not a curated record.